Molecule: messenger RNA, 846 nt
Organism: Oenanthe melanoleuca
Lineage: Eukaryota; Metazoa; Chordata; Aves; Passeriformes; Muscicapidae
Product: gallinacin-8-like
Exons: 5
Coding region: 1-354 (117 amino acids)
Biological process (GO): cell chemotaxis; defense response to bacterium
Cellular component (GO): extracellular region
Molecular function (GO): CCR6 chemokine receptor binding; chemoattractant activity
Source: RefSeq, a predicted model, not a curated record
AUGUUACUGCAUUCAGGUCUGUCAUCCUUCCUGUCACUUGCACAGAGGACGCUGGAGGAAGAGGAUGGCAGAGAGAAGGUGAAGGAUCCUCACUGCUGCAGGUGUCUGGGGACAUCCAUGCAUCUGUUGUAUUUGGUGGCACUGAAUUUGGACAUGAAGAUCUUUUCCCUUUUCUUUGCAGUUCUCCUCCUAAUGCUCCAGGGCACUUCAGGCUUCCUGCGUGCCCCCAACACUGAGGUGCAGUGCAGACAGGCUGGGGGGGUCUGUUCCAGCCACCACUGCCCCCCACCCCACACGAGACCCUUUGGACGCUGCCAGCAGGGAAUUCCCUGCUGUAGGACCGUGUAUGAUUAGUGACCACUGACACCUCAGAUGGGCUAACCAGAGUUUCUGGCACUUAAGGAAUGCAUCAUCCCACUGGAAAAUCUGGAAUUCUGAGCAAUAUGCAUUUGAGAAAUACUUGUACAUGCCACAACACAAACAACAGAAAAAGAACAAACCCCUCCACAAACAGCCCUAAUGACCUGAAGAAACUCCAAAGCAAUUCUUGAACCUCAUAGAAAGGACCAAUAUUUUUCAUUUUUAAUGAUGUUUUGCUGCUGAAAUUUUAUUGUGUUAACAUCUGUCCCAGAGAGGUCAUGAGCUGCAGGAGUCUGUGCCUGUGAGAGGAUGUAAAGUUCUUCCUUUGUCCCUCAGAACAGCUAUUCUUUUAUUAUUAUUAUUAUUUUAUUUUCCUUUUGGAAUCAUCAAUAAUGUGAGUAAUGCCAGAAUGCUCAGCUAAGGUGUUUGUAUUUCAUAGUCUGCACAUCACAAUAAAUUUCAAUAAACUUGCUGUGGUAGAUCUUA